AUGGAAGAAGAUAUUUCAAUCAAGUAAGUAAGUUGAUAUUUAAAUUUAAGAAAAUCACUAGAUGUAAAAUAAAAUGAAAUAUUAUUAUUACAAAAUGAUAUGCAUUUUAAAAAGGAUGAAUUAGCUUAGGAAUAAUAAUUACACUAUAAAUCUUAAUACUAAAUUUUAGAUAGGAAAACUUAAUAAUCCUAUUUUGAAUAAAAGUUAAAUUAAGUACAAGUAGAAUUACAAUAACUAAAUUUAAUAAUUAAAUAAUAGUAAAAUUAGACUAUGGAUUAUAUUUAAUAAAUUUCAGAUAUGAAAAAUUAAAAUUCUGAAUUACAGCUAAGGAUGUCAAAAUUUGAUGAAGAAACAACAGAAAUUAUUAAGAAGUUUAAGUAAAAAAUUCGAAUAUAAAUUUAAAGUUAAGAAAUUCUAACAUUGAAAUUAAAUUAUGAUAUAUAUGAGCAAUCCUAUAAAUAAUUGGAAACAAUUAUUGAAAAAUUAAAUGAAUAAAUAGAUUUUUAAGAUGAAUCUAAACAAAAAAAUUAUCAUUUAAAGUAAUAAGUAUUGAAUAUAAUUUUUAGUGAGCAUUCCCAAAAAAAUCUUAUUAAACAGUUAUAAGAUUAAUUGUAAAAGAGUAAUUAAUAAAUAAAAGAUUAAUAUUAACAAACAAUUUAGGUAACCAACUCAGUUUCUAUACAAACAGAUACAAUUAUUUUAAAAUAGGUUAUUUAAAAUGAAGAAGUUAAAUUAAGGGAUGUGGAAUAUACUAUAAACUUUAUUAUCAAUAAUUUGGAUAUUAUGAAGGAAAAAAUUAAUUAAAAUAAAAAUAAUAUAAAUGACUUACUAAGUUUUAAAUAAAUGAUUUCUAAUUAAAUAACGAAAUAAUUGGGAGUAGUAUAAGAUAAUGAUUAAUGACAGGAAUCAACUUAAAUUCUUACUCCUUGAUAUAUUGAAAAAAAAGAAAAUAAAGAAAUUGAGUAUCUUACCUUAUAGAUUCAAAGUUUAGAAUUAUUGCGAAUUGAGAAGAUUUCUAAGAUUUAUGAACUGUAAUUGUAAUUAUAAAAAUAAGAAUAAUAAAUAGAAAAUUUAAAAUUCAAAGAAACUGAAAAACAUUUUUUGGAUCUUAUUGUAUCAAAUAGGCAAUAAUUAUGUGAAUGCAAAUUAUAAUAGGAAUACAAUAAAUAAACACUUGAUAAUUAAAAUUAUGGUCGUAUUAAGUAAUUAAAGAGUUUAAAUUUAGAAAAUGAAAAUCAAGGUUCUUAAAUAAUAUUUUCUUGAUAGGUUGAGGCAUAAUUGGAGAUAGCCAAAGAAAAUUUACGUUUAAGAAAGAAGAUUGCAAUUUUAGAGAAUUAAGAAAUGAAAUAAAGUUGA
Molecule: messenger RNA, 1356 nt
Organism: Paramecium sonneborni
Lineage: Eukaryota; Ciliophora; Oligohymenophorea; Peniculida; Parameciidae
Source: the annotation of a GenBank genome assembly